This is a messenger RNA of Macadamia integrifolia, 1228 nucleotides long. Its product is annotated as 2-methylene-furan-3-one reductase-like. The record is from RefSeq and is a predicted model, not a curated record. Lineage: Eukaryota; Viridiplantae; Streptophyta; Magnoliopsida; Proteales; Proteaceae. Gene Ontology annotation, molecular function: oxidoreductase activity, acting on the CH-CH group of donors, NAD or NADP as acceptor. Bases 811 to 1188 code for a protein of 125 amino acids. The transcript has 2 exons.
UCCGGUCUCUUGGAUUUUAUUUCCUUUUUUUUCCUUAAUCUGUUAUUCGUUGAUUAUUGUAUAAUUCGUUUGAUCAGCGAAUGAAGGAUCGCUCUAAAAAUUUCGUCUAAAAGGGAAAGAGAAGGAGAAGUACGAGAUGUCAGGGGAGAAAGGGAGGGGAGAGAGAAAAAGCGGGGCAAUAGAAGCAGAGGUUGUCGUCGGAGAGAAGAGAGAGAGAACUGCUGCGGAGGGAGAGAAUUGCAGAGAGAAGAGAGGAAAACCGCGGAAGAGGCUUCAUUCACAAGGUGAUUUGAGGUUCAAAAUACAUUUUCUCAUUCCAAUCAGAGUCGGGUCCUGUGGAUUAAGAGGUUCUCCCUUUACCUCAGUGUAAGUGAAUUCUUUUUAGAAUUAAAAAUCUUAACAUCUAAUGGAGUCCAUGGCCCCGGCUCCCCAUUUACUUGGACCAAUCAAAGUAUAGCGACCAUGGUUUCGAGUCUCAAUAUUGGAUCCAUCCGAUGGAUAUUGAUAUCAAUGCCGGUGGUCAAAUGGUCAGUAGAAGUAGGUAGGUAUAAGAGAAGUAAAGCAGGAAGAGAUAAGCAGGUGAAGUGGAACAGAGGAAUGGAAGCUCUUCUCACCACCACAACCCUCUCUCUUCUCUCCUCUUAGGCAAAUCCAACGACAGUACUGCCACCAUACUCUGCUCUCAAAUCAACUUUCUCUUUCUACUCCACAUUCGUAGAAUGCAUCAGCAGAAGGAUUAAUGCAUCGGCAUCUCCUUCUCUUCCUAUCGGACUCAAAGUCUCUGCUAAUUCCCAAGCUGCUCCUGCUUCCAUGAAGACAUCUGCAAGUUCUCCCAUACCGUCAGAAAUGAAGGCUUGGCUCUAUGGGGAGUAUGGGAGCUUCAACGUUCUUAAAUUUGAUUCCAAAGUUACGAUGCCUGAUGUGGAGGACCAAGCACUGCUUAAGGUUGUUGCUGCGGCACUUAACCCUGUUGAUGGCAAGAGGAUGGGCAAGUUCAAGGCUACUGACUCUCCUUUGCCUGGAUUUGUUGGUGUUCCUUACAAAAGAAGUGGGUGUAUGUAUCCAUAUAUAUACCUGAAAAAUGAGCAUGCCUUUUUAUAUUUUCUUAGUUCUUCUUCUUCCUUUCCUAGUUCAUUAGUGCCUUUAUUAGCUAAAAUAGUAUUUAUAAUGACUUAUUUAUCUUUGUAGUGGUCUUUAAAUUAAUGUUAAAAAUUAGAGAUAACCAACA